CCCCGGCUCCAUCCUCCGCCGCCGCCCGAGCAGCUGCGGGGCCGCCGCCGCCGCCUUUGCAGGCUGAGUCAUCACUAGAGAGUGGGAAGGGCAGCAGCAGCAGAGAAUCCAAACCCCAAAGCUGGUGUCACAAAGUACCACUUCUCCAAGUUGGGGGCUCAGAGGGGAGCCAUCAUGAGCGAUGUUACCAUUGUGAAGGAAGGUUGGGUUCAGAAGAGGGGAGAAUAUAUAAAAAACUGGAGGCCAAGAUAUUUCCUUUUGAAGACAGAUGGCUCAUUCAUAGGAUAUAAAGAGAAACCUCAAGAUGUGGAUUUACCUUAUCCCCUCAACAACUUUUCAGUAGCAAAAUGCCAGUUAAUGAAAACAGAACGACCAAAGCCAAACACAUUUAUUAUCAGAUGUCUUCAGUGGACCACUGUUAUAGAGAGAACAUUUCAUGUAGAUACUCCAGAGGAAAGGGAAGAAUGGACAGAAGCUAUCCAGGCUGUAGCAGACAGACUUCAGAGGCAAGAGGAGGAGAGAAUGAAUUGUAGUCCAACUUCACAAAUUGAUAAUAUAGGCGAGGAAGAGAUGGAUGCUUCUACAACCCAUCAUAAAAGAAAGACAAUGAAUGAUUUUGACUAUUUGAAACUACUAGGUAAAGGCACUUUCGGGAAAGUUAUUUUGGUUCGAGAGAAGGCGAGUGGGAAAUACUAUGCUAUGAAGAUUCUGAAAAAAGAAGUUAUUAUUGCCAAGGAUGAAGUGGCACACACUUUAACUGAAAGCAGAGUAUUAAAGAACACUAGACAUCCCUUUUUAACAUCCUUGAAAUAUUCCUUCCAGACAAAAGACCGUUUGUGUUUUGUGAUGGAAUAUGUUAAUGGGGGAGAGCUGUUUUUCCAUUUGUCGAGAGAGCGGGUGUUCUCUGAGGACCGCACACGUUUCUAUGGUGCAGAAAUUGUCUCUGCCUUGGACUAUCUACAUUCCGGAAAGAUUGUGUACCGGGAUCUCAAGUUGGAGAAUCUGAUGCUGGAUAAAGAUGGCCACAUAAAAAUUACAGAUUUUGGACUUUGCAAAGAAGGGAUCACAGAUGCAGCCACCAUGAAGACGUUCUGUGGUACACCAGAAUAUCUGGCACCAGAGGUGUUAGAAGAUAACGACUAUGGCCGAGCCGUGGACUGGUGGGGCCUUGGGGUUGUCAUGUAUGAAAUGAUGUGCGGGAGGUUACCUUUCUACAACCAGGAUCACGAGAAACUUUUUGAACUAAUUCUAAUGGAAGACAUUAAAUUUCCUCGAACACUCUCUUCAGAUGCAAAAUCAUUGCUUUCAGGGCUCUUGAUAAAGGAUCCAAAUAAACGCCUUGGUGGAGGACCAGAUGAUGCAAAGGAGAUUAUGAGGCACAGUUUCUUCUCUGGAGUAAACUGGCAAGAUGUAUAUGAUAAAAAGCUUGUACCUCCUUUUAAGCCUCAAGUAACAUCUGAGACGGACACCAGAUAUUUUGAUGAAGAAUUUACAGCUCAGACUAUUACAAUAACGCCACCUGAAAAAUAUGAUGAGGACGGAAUGGACUGCAUGGACAAUGAGAGGCGGCCGCACUUCCCUCAGUUUUCCUACUCUGCAAGUGGACGAGAAUAAGUCUCUUUCCUUCUGCUACUUCACUGUCAUCCUAGAUUCAUCCCUGAAAAUGAUUCCUGGACAUCACACCAGCUCUCGCCCUGACGGAGGGCAGGCGCCUUCCGACUCCCAGACCAGUCCGAGGUCUCCACCCCGCGCCGCCUGUACCCCUGAGAACACACACGUACGCAGACACACUCGACUUUUUGGUUUUGCAUGAAAUUGUAUCUCAGUCUAAGGUCUCAUGCUGUUGCUGCUACUGUCUUACUAUUAUAGCAACUUUAAGAGGUAAUUUUACAAUCUCUGGAAGUCAUGAGCCCACCACUGUUCAUUUGUGCACCAACUGUCAUCUUUUGAUCUUUUAAUUUUUGUUUUCCCCUAUUAACAGUGAAGGCUAAAGGAGAUACACUGAUUCUAGGUACAUUUUUUAACUUUCUAGAAGCUAAAUCAAACACUAAUUAGACUAAGAAGCUGUAGUUUCUAAUUGAGAACAAGCAAUCGUGGAAGCGCGGCGAUGCGCAGAUGCAGUCUUAGUAAAGCGUAUCAGAGCAGCGCAGAGAGCAGGCAUGUGUCACUCAGAUCGGCUGGAAUCCACUAGGAAGCGUUUGAGAGAAGGACUGACCAGCUGUGAAGCUAGCGCUAGACAUCUGGGAAUGCGCACGCCUGUUGGAUGCUGCAGGGGAGGCCGGGGAUUGCGGGAGACGCCCGGGUUUCCCAGGCAGUCGUUGGCGAGGGAGUUGCUCUGCCAGGAGGGACACGUGCUCUCGGAGUCAAGGUCACUUAGAGGGCCCGUGAUGCCAUUUGCGCCAGAAAGCAUUUUCUCCCCUGUGCUUGGAACCCUUUUUCCCUUCUUGAUCUUAUCACCUCUGAUGGCUGAAGAAUGUAGACAGGUGUAACGAUCCUGCUUUUCACCAAAAUUUGUACACCAAGGUAAAAAGGUGGUUUGCCUUAUUUUAAUUUUUUUUACCUUCAGUUCUACGUGGAUUUGCUUUCUCUCGGAUGUUAAAACCUCGAAUGUCCUUUUAUGAUUUUGUUUCUAUUGCCGUAGUAUUUAUUUUUUAGUGAUGAGAAUUGUAUGUCAUGUUAGCCAAUGCACUCCAACUUCACAUAAAAGAGACGUCCUGCAGUUUAUUUCGACCCAUGUGCAAGGAAUGUACACGCUGAUGAGAGUCAUGCACUUUCUCUCCUAUGUAGACAAAGGGGACAAGGCUCUGAAACUGCACACGGAGGGCAGAAUUCGGCUUGGGGGGGAGAGGCGCUGUCGGUUAACCCCUUGGUGCUAAAAACGAGAAACCCCCAACUCUCCACGCCAAGGGGUUGCAACAGAUGGAUGUUAAUGCUGGCUCUUUUGGGAACCGAAAUGUUACGAUGGCCUGGCGACAGAGUGUAAUGAAGACAGUUUGAGACCCGGAUGACGAGAAAUGGACUUUACUUGGCGAGAUGCACACAUCGCGAGUAUUUACGGAGUGGGCAGUAAAGGAGAAGGACCUGGUGUGUUUAUUCUGAUCAUGGUACAUUUCUCACUGAAUUAAGCCAUCAGGGAAAACAAAAAAACAAAAAAGAACACCUCCAGCUUUUCUUUUUCUGUAUAUACUCAUGUCCUCAAAUUCCACCAUUGCUCACUGAUAGGGGACAUGUAUGCAAACCUCAUAUUUCUCCUUCAUUAAUGAUGACUUCAGAUUCAACCCUUUGGUGCUAGGAGCUGACAUUUUCCAAAGCAGCCUGUGAAGUCCAGGGGGCAGGGGGGCUCCCGACUCCACGGGGCACUCUCGGAGAUGUGUUUUAGGUGAACGUCGGACAGCUCCCACGUGGAAGGCUCCAGCAUGAUGAGUGUCGUGACCGCAUUGGAUGAGAGCAAGUGACCUUCCCGUAGGAUGAGUCACAUUCAUACGCCGAUGUCUUAGCCUCUUGACGCUGGAAGUGUGGAUUUCUAGAUCCGAAACCACUGCUGGCGGUGGGUGGACCGCUGGGACCGACAGGGGGGUUCAAGGGCAUUUUACUAAGGCAGCUAAGACAUAUGCAGACAUAGAUGUUAUUCUGAUUUUUCAUAUUUCUACCUGAGUGAAGUUCAUCCUUAGCAUUGAGUAGGAAGUUCCAGUGAAUGGUAGUUCAUUCCUAACUUACACAUAGAGCUCAACAUUCUUUUUCCUCUUGGAAUUCUGUUGAAUGUUUCACGUUGACCAGGAAGUAGACUGGAAGGUAUGUCCUGUAAGUUGUCUUGCAUCCAUUGGUGAGAAAGACACAGGCGAGAGGGAGAGAGGAGAGCUGAGACGGGCUGGUGUUCAGAGCAUUCACUUCUGCAGAGGGAAAGUCAGGCCCCACACUCAGCACACCGGGGGUUUGGGGUUUUUUUCAGAUCCGAAGGUGGCUUCCAUGACGCUGGCCGAGGACACCUCCUAAAAGUCACGCGGCGUUGACUGGGCCCCAGGCCGGCCUCUGCCCAGCUGGCUCUCUGUCCCCAGCGGUGCCCGGGCUCAGUCCCCUCCCGAGAUUCCGUCGGUGCCACGCAGGGGGUUUCCUUGGCUUCGCUUUUGAGAGUCCCUUCCUUUCGCCCCCCGAUCUCAGUCAGCUGGUGCGGAAGAACGAUCGAAACCCAGAGAUGCGUGUACACGGCGGCGAGUCGGAAACUUCCCUCCCGUCCGCCCAGAGCUGAAGUUCCGGAUCCUGGCGGACGGAGAGGCCUGAGCCUGGAGCCGCUCUGUGGGGAGAGAGUCCGGGCUUCGCGGCCUCCGUCCUGCACCGCCUUCCAGGCGGGCUGCCUCGGGCCCCGGGCGGCCUCUUGGGGGAAAUGGGCCGCUUCUGCUUGGAUCGUCGGCAGGGCUGCUCACAGCUUUGCUGUCCCCACUAACCCCAUAGCAUCAGUGCAGUGUUUCCACCUCCCACCCCGAUUCCUGGCUUCGUCGAGCUGACUGUUCUUGCAGGGCCACUUGCUUCUCUUAGAGGACAAAGUGAGGGCCUUCCUUACUAACCGCAGGGUCUGUCACACCUCAGUGUCCUACUUGCUGCUACUGUUUGUACUGUGUCCACAGUAGAAGUUCCUUAUCUUGCUCCUGGUAAUGCAUUACAGGCCAGCAUGAAAUGUUAAACUAUUUAUUUAAAUAAAAAGGAAACCUCUAAAUUGGUAAUUGAAUUACCUCCCUGUAGCUUUAUAGUUUGUGACAUUUCUUGACCUUUGCUAGUUCUUUCAUUAGAUCCGUGCGAGAUCCAGUCACCUGGUUAAGGAUUUUAAGCUGAAGCAACUAUGAACCCAAGACCCUGUAUUACUCUUACUGUCGGUCAUACUAAAACUGUUUAUUUCCUUAAGGAUAUGGCCCACAAGGAUGUGAAAUAACUACAAGAAACUGUUUUGUACACUGUACAUCCUCCGUAUUUUUACACGUCUGAUAGGGAUGCACAUUAUUUUCCUUCGUGCAGACAGCUUAAAUAAAGCACUAUGUCAAUCUG
Molecule: messenger RNA, 5037 nt
Organism: Phacochoerus africanus (Common warthog)
Lineage: Eukaryota; Metazoa; Chordata; Mammalia; Artiodactyla; Suidae
Gene: AKT3
Product: AKT serine/threonine kinase 3
Exons: 14
Coding region: 175-1614 (479 amino acids)
Biological process (GO): protein phosphorylation
Molecular function (GO): protein serine/threonine kinase activity; ATP binding
Source: RefSeq, a predicted model, not a curated record